This is a messenger RNA of Neolamprologus brichardi, 7580 nucleotides long. The record is from RefSeq and is a predicted model, not a curated record. Lineage: Eukaryota; Metazoa; Chordata; Actinopteri; Cichliformes; Cichlidae.
CUUGCAGGCGCAUGCGUGUGUGUGUUUGUGCACGUUAUUUGCUCUCAGUUUAACCCCGAUACGGCGAUUUGAAGCGUCUCAACACGGCCGCUUUUAAAUCUCUCGCUCGCUCGCUCUCUCUCACCCCCCGCUCCCUCCUCCCUCCCUCCCCUUCCUCCUCUUGCUACCUGAUUCAGAUCCGCUCCGACGCUAUGCGUAUGACCGCUCUCUCUGCAAGGCGAGCACCACCGGAGAGACCCGCACGCCGCCGCUGCUCCUCCUCCUCCUCCUUCUCCACCACCACCUCCUCCUCCUGCUGCUCCUCCUGCCGCUGCUGACCGCCGGCCGCCCGCCCGCGCAGCAGCACCCCGACGCCGGCUGGCGAGCCACCCAGACAGGGCAACCGGAGCGGGGCAGAAACAGCGCACCUGAUCAAGCUCCGCUGGAGGAGAAAGGAGAAAUCAAGCAGCGAAGAGUUGGCCCUGGAUAGAGUUCGGCAGGAGCGUGGCGUCCCAGAUCCUGCUGCUGCCGCUGCUGUCCCAUUCCUCAUCAUCUCUCUUCUCAGCCCGGCUUUCACCUGCCAAACUCCACCCUUCUUCCCUUCCUCAUCCCCCUACCCCUCCACAUCUUCUGCAACUUUUCACCCAUCUCUCUCACCCCCUUCACACCCGUGUCUCUGUUUCUUCUUUGUUAUCCUCGCCCUCCUACCCCUUCUCCUCUCCUUCGCCUUUCGCUGUAAAUUCGUGAUGGCGUCCAAACUGAACCCCAACGUCCUGUACGUAGCGGGGGCUGGGGAGUCGCUGGGAUCACCGCAAGACUCUGAAAGGACUCAUAUUCCCGGUGAAGCAGGUGAAGAGUCAUCAGACAGCGAUGGAGAACAAGAAGAGACGUCACACAAGCUGAUCCGCAAAGUUUCGACCUCGGGACAGAUAAGGGCCAAGAUAUUUCAUGCUGAUUUGAACACCUUAGACGCCACUAUGCAUCACCAUCCAAAAAGUGUGAAGGAGGGAAUCCUGUUAAAGCAAACAAGCUCCUUCCAGAGGUGGAAGAGGAGGUACUUCAAACUCAGAGGGAGGACCCUCUACUAUGCCAAAGACUGCAAGUCCCUAAUUUUUGAUGAAGUGGACCUAUCAGAUGCCAGUGUGGCUGAGACCAGCACCAAGAACAUCAACAACAGUUUCACAGUGAUCACUCCAUUUCGCAAACUAAUGUUAUGCGCUGAAAGCAGGAAGGAAAUGGAGGACUGGAUCACGGCGCUCAAAUCCGUCCAAAAGUGGGAAACCUACGAGGCCAGUCAGUUUAAUAUGGAGCAUUUCUCCGGGAUGCACAACUGGUACGCCUGCUCACACGCCAGACCGACCUUCUGCAACGUUUGCAGAGAGGCGCUGCCAGGUGUCACCUCCCACGGCCUGUCCUGUGAAGGCACAAUGGGGAAGGUGUGUCCCUUGGGCCAGUGUCGAGUGUCCAUCAUCCCUCCAACUGCACUUAACAGCAUCGACUCAGAUGGCUUCUGGAAGGCCACCUCGGCGUCCUGCUCCAGCCCUCUUUUGGUCCUGGUCAACUCUAAAAGCGGGGACAACCAGGGGGUCAAGUUCCUCCGCAAGUUCAAGCAGCUUCUGAACCCAGCGCAGGUCUUUGACUUGAUGAACGGAGGGCCAGAGCUCGGCCUGCGCCUCUUCCAGAAGUUUGUGACAUUUCGUAUUCUUGUGUGCGGAGGAGAUGGCAGCGUGGGCUGGGUGCUCUCAGAGCUGGAUAAACUCAACCUCCAUAAACAGGCCAACAGAUGGAGUGUGAUGACAUACGAGGUGCCCACCACCAAUAAACAGACGCCGAUAGUGAAGGAAGAGGACUGCAUCGAUUCUCCUCUACAGGUCCACAUCACUCAGUAUGCAGACUCCGUGGCCUCCCACCUCGCCAAGAUCCUGGACUCGGACAAACACAGUGAUGUCAUUUCCUCUGCCAAAUUUCUGUGUGGGACGGUGAAUGAUUUUGUGGCGGAGGUGGGGAAGGCGUAUGAGAGAGCCACGGAGAACAAGGAGGAGGCAGAUGCCAUGGCAAAGAAGUGUGCGCUGCUCAACGAGAAGCUCGAUUCCCUCGUCAAGGCCUUAAGUGAGGAAGCUGAAGCCCAGGUGGUGCCGGCGGGUACGGUGCCGAGCCAGGAGAGCGGUGGCUCGAGCCACGAUGAAAGUGGCAGUGAGCCGGGAUCGGAGGACAAAACGUACCGGUCCAAAGAGCAGCUGAUGCUCAGGGCGAACAGUCUGAAGAAGGCGCUCAGGCAGAUCAUCGAGCAGGCCGAGAAAGUUCACCGGUUGUCUAUCAUCAUGUCAGUGGUUGACGAGCAGAACCGGCACACACAGGUCCAAAGGAUGUCGUCUUCAUCCUCCAUCAAAAGAGAAAACAGCGAGGAGCUGAAGGACGCCGAGCCACGUCAAGGAAGUUUGAGUCCCACCUCUCCCAUCGUCCUGGAGAAGCCAGAGAGCCUCAACACUGUCACCUUCAGCGAGGACUCUGUACAAUGCUCAGAGAAGUGUGUGAUGAACAACUACUUCGGCAUCGGCCUGGACGCCAAAAUCUCCCUCGAGUUCAACAACAAACGAGACGAGCACCCGAAAAAAUGCAGUAGUCGCACCAAGAACAUGAUGUGGUACGGAGUCCUGGGGACCAAAGAGCUGGUCCAGAAGACGUACAAGAACCUAGAGCAGAGAGUUCAGCUAGAGUGUGACGGGGUUCCCAUGUCUCUGCCGAGUCUGCAGGGCUUGGCUGUCCUCAACAUCCCCAGCUAUGCAGGCGGUAUCAACUUCUGGGGAGGCACCAAGGAGGACAAUAACUUUGGAGCUCCGUCUUUUGAUGAUAAGAAGCUGGAGGUGGUGGCGGUGUUCGGCAGCAUGCAGAUGGCCAUGUCCAGAGUCAUAAACCUGCAGCACCAUCGCAUUGCACAGUGCCGCCAGGUGAAGAUCACCAUCCUGGGGGAGGAGGGGGUUCCUGUGCAGGUGGACGGAGAGGCCUGGAUCCAGCCGCCCGGCAUCGUCAAGAUCAUCCACAAGAACCGCGCUCAGAUGCUCACGAGAGACCGGGCGUUUGAGAGCACGCUGAAGUCGUGGGAGGACAAGAGGAAGAUCGACAGCUACCGCGCCAGCAGGCCCCGCCUUAACUCCCAGCAGUCCAUGGAGUACCUGACCGAGGAGGAGUGCGCCCAGGUUCAGCAGCUAGGCAUCGUGGCCGACACGCUCAUCAACAAAAUCCGCGAGGCGGCCAAGACACACAAGCUGGUGGAGCAGGAGUUGGCUCACGCAGUCAACGCCACUGCCCUGGUGCUCACAGAGGCCAAACUGUCCAGCCCCGAGUGUCUGAGUCGCAGCACUGCAGUGGAAAUUGUUAACAGCAGUAAAGUCCUCCAGGCGGAGACCAGGAUGCUGCUCGAUGGAAAACUACUGUCUGAGUCUCCAGAGCGAGAGGAGCUUCGCUUGACUUUGAACAGCCUCAGCGCCGAGCUUCACAAGCUGGAUGACAUCCACUGGAUCUGCCCGCUCAUGCAGUGCACCGAGGAGGACUCAGUGAGGAGCAGCACUAAGAGCAGCAGCAGUAUGAAGCUUAAGAUCAUACCUAAGGGGAAGAAGGAGAGAGAGAAGCUCCACAAGCAGAAGUCCAACAGUUCUCUCUCAGGAACCUGGGAUAUCAAAGGCGGGACCACUGAGGCAGAUUCUUCAGGCAACUGAAGUCCUGCACGAGGUGCUUUAUUACCCACCCCGUUACCCUGAAAACCAGGUGUGAGGAGCACCCCUCCUACCCUUACCUCUAACCACAAUGCCCAUUGGCUUGACAGAGGUGUUUCCUCCCACUAUAAGAUUUAUUUUAUUUUACGUGGGUCGAGGGGGGGAUUUAAUUUUUCCUCCCCGUUUCUGUUGAAUUUUUUUCCAAAGGGCCCUGGCUUUGCAUCGCAUUGCUUCACCACUGGCGCUCUGCUUCUGGGUCGGUAGAUGUGGCCAGCAGCGAAUUAAACUGAAAUCAAGGCAGGCGUGGAGCAACAACGUCCUUCCUGGCUUAUGUUUUUUUUUCUUUCUUUUUUUCGUGACCAAGAAAUGUGUUUACGUGGUGCUCUCCUUGCAUGUUGAGUUCAGCCAUAUUAUUUUAUAUGUACAAUCAUAAGUUGUUACAAUCUUUUAACUUUAAUUGUUUCAUUUCAAAACUUUUUGAAUCGCCUUUAGACGUUGAUUAAGACUGAGUAUUUAUUCCGUGAUGCUACUGCUAUGAGAACUCCGACGCAACAAAUCAACAAAAUGAACAAACUGAAACAUCUCGACCUUACUGUCUACUGAACUGGAGAUUCUCUUAUAUGUUGCAAAAAAAAAAAAAUACUGAGGAAUGUACUUGUGUGGACUUGUACUAACCUGUGAAUAAUGAUGAUGUUAAAUGAUAAAUCGUAUAUGAUUUUACAGAGGUUCUAUUGUUGUGGUUUUAAAGUGGUUCUUAAUAGGCUGUUGUGUGGCUUGUGUGGUCCGAGGCUAUGCAGCCACGCUGCAAAAAGAAAAAAAAAAAAACUUUACUGUGAGUCAUUUCAUCUGGCAUUCAGCCCUGUGAAAAGAUCCGACUGUGGGAUUUUUAAAGUACGCUCUUUUCGUUAUUAUCGAGGUCUAAAAUGUGGCUUAUGUGGGAGUUAAAUAUUUCUUCCCACUGUGCAGUUUUUCAGUUGUUCUGUGAACCACUAUGAGGCACAGUACCAGAUGAAGUGACUCGAUAAGAGCAGAUAUUUUUGGUAGUGUCUGGUAAAUGCGUUUACAGAAGGAGGAAGCAUCAAGGAUGCACACAAACAAAACAUUACAGCUACUCAGUAUGUUACUAAUACUUUGCCAUAUUCAUGAUUGUAUAUGUAAUAUAAGAGUCAGUGGAUAUUUGACUUUGCCUUGUUGUGGUUAAAAGCUAUUAUUAUAUUAUUGUUAUUAACAUUACAAAAUGUAUAUCUAUUUUUUGUAUAUCUUAUUUUCCCAAUGGUAACCUGUGAAGCUGUUCUGGCUUUGCUGCUUCCCCCUUUGACAAACUCUUUGGCCACCAUGCAUAUAAUCAAGCCAAUUACUAUUGUUAUGUGUGUCCCCGCAUGCAUACUUAGCCUUCGCCUCACAGUGGAUAUUGCCUCAUGAAAAUGAUUUUUUCUUUAAAUUUAAAUUUUUUUUUUACGUGUUUGUUCAGACCAGCAACAUUUGCGAAUGUUACUUUUGUUUUAAACCAGACUGGUUGGAGUUUAACUGAAAAGCAGGAUUUAGUUUAGCAAAAAAAAAAGACAAACCACUUACUUACAUACUUACACCCUGCAUAUUGUAAAUUUUGUCAAGCCGUGUAUCAAUAGUGUAUUAUUUGAGUACCUAAAUUGUUGUUCUGCUGUUUGGAAAUCCCUGAAAUCGAAAAUUGUUCCUUUACAAUGCUCCAGAAAUUUGUUAACUCGUUUACUGGUUUUUUUCCUUCUUUUCCUACUAGCCUAAAAGUGAAAUACACGAUCCAACAACACGCACAUAAAAAAAUUUAUAAUAAAUGUGAGGGAAAUCUGUUUGUUUUUGUUUGAAAAGAGAAUGGCCAAAUGUUGGAAUAUCAGAGUUUUAAACCACCAAAUACUCAUAUCAAUUACAGCAUAAAAAAUCCUAUAAUCAUUUCAACCCACAAGUAUUUCUGUGCAACUAAGAAUUGCAGUAAUAUUCAAGCCGACUGGUCCUGUACAUCCCUACUAGAGACGGUGGCAAUGGAUCCGAUAAUUGCUACUCAAACAGCAUGUUCUUUGUUAAGCAAUCAAAUCCAACUUUUGGCAGGAUUUGACAUCUUCCUUUUUACAUCUUUUUUCAGAAGCAAAGCUAAAUUUGUAAAUAAUAAUAAUAAAACGUUCCUCUUGCCUAGCAAAAAAGUGAAUUUCAUAAAAUGUCACAAUUUUUGCUAUCAGAAUAUAAUAAAGAACAUUCACUAGCUAACAUUUACCUAAGUUUUAAUGUUGCAGUACAAGUUAGCUAUACUUUACACUCACAUUUUCACAUUUAUUGGCCUGAACUACACCAUGAGACAGUUACUGCCAAGUGUUUGAUUGUCAGAAUGUAAGAAGUAAGAAAAUUAAAACAAAAUUAAAUACUAGCUAGUUUUAGCUAAUACUAGCUUUUCAAGCUAGCAAUAUGACGCAGUGGUUGUUAGAUGUUUUUUCAUAAGAAGCCUACAUAAUCUUAAUUUAUAACUAAACUGCUUUGAAAACUAGAAAAGGGACAAAGAUGUACAUUCACAAUCUCACUUUGACUCAGGUCUGUUAAAAUAAAGUUGUUUGUGCAUCAGCUUUGCUUCAUUUACACAGAAGUGCUCGGUUGUUGAGUUCGGACAUUAUUUUCCACAUUUAUCAAACUAAUCCUUUACCAGACAGAAUAACUGUGAGGCGUUGUAGAUGUAGGAUUGUGCUACUGUAUCCAUAGUGUGCCAGCUUACGCUCUACACCUUAGAGGCUUUCGUGGUGUUGUGCCAAGUUUGUACUUUUGUGGGUUAUGAGACAUACAAUAACGUGCGCGUGAUUGAGCGAUGGCGCUCACAUGCACUUGAGAUGCAGGAGUUGUUGUAUGUCAUAUAUUUCUAAGUUUACUGUAUCUUGCCUUGCACUUUAUCAAGAGGUUAACUUGAUUGGGGGGGUAAUCACGUGUACGUGUGUGUGUGUGUGUGUACGCUAAGAUUUCACGUGUUUACAGGGUUGUUUUUUUUAAUCGAUGAAUGAAAUCUUUUUAUUUAUGAAAAAUGUAUACGGACAUAAGUGUUUCGAUAAAGUGUGAUAUAUGUAACCAAUCACAAAAAAAUAUGAAUAUAUGGAGAUGUAUACACAAAUGUUUAUUACAUUCGUGGCGGUACAAUUACUCCAACAGCAGCUCGACACCAUUUGACACCAAUGUUAUUUGUGAUUGUGUCAUUUUACCAUCACAGCGAUGUCAUUUAAACCCCAAUUGGUACGCCUUCCCAAAGAAGAAGAAAAAAAAGAAAAAAGUAAUACUAAUUUCAAACCAAAGUUAUUUAAAAUGUAAUCCAGUGUUAUUUACAAACUACUAACACAAAGAAGUUGUUCAGCUUGUGUUGAGCCUUUUUUUUUUGGGGGGGGGGGGUGAAAUUUUUGUGUAUAAUUUUUGAUUUGGUUUGUGUUGUGCUGAAAAUUACUGCAAAGAUGUUGGGCAACAUAAUAUAUGGAAGCCAUUUUGGGACAAGUAAUUGCUUAUUUAUUGCUCUUUUAAUUAAAUAUAUCCUAGUUUUGUUUUUUCUUUUAUAGGGUUUGUUUUUUUAAAUUUUUUCUGAUGUCGCAAACUGAAACUCUUCCCAAGGAGUUACGUGAAGCUGAAAAGAAAAAUGCUAGCAAAGGAACUGAAAUGAAUCCACAGAUUACAAACACUGCCAUGUUUGUGCAACAGUAUUCCAUAGAUGACAUUUGUGAACGCACCCCUGAUUCUGAGCAGCCUAUAUAUUGAGACAGUGCUGGAAGCCAGACUAGAUGUUGCACGACCUUGUACGUUGCGAGGUGUUUUAUUGUGUUAUCAUGUGCAGUUUGUAACAAAGACAAAGUCCGUGCAACCCUCUGGAGAUUAAAUGAAUUAUUGAAGUGUGAA